AUGUUUACUUUGGUAGUUUUGACUUUGUGGAUUACUCUAACUGAAACAGGUAAAUCAGUUUUGUAUGUAUUAUAACAAAGGCGUAUGCAGUUAUUACUUUGUUCCGAAGCAACGCGAAGCAUUUGUGUUGAAAUUGGGGUCCUUGCUCCUAGCUUUAUCAAUAUUUUUACAAUUUUACCAAUCUUCCCGUAAACUUUCACUUAACUGUUAAAUAGGCGACCUUCGAUCGCAGUAUUGUGUAAUCACAAACUGUAAAAUUCAUAAACGAAUGGAUGAUUAUCGCCGACAUAUUGUUAACCAUAGGCGAGACAUGGGAAGGACUUUAAUACUGUUUUCGUUUCAUGACUUCAGUCCUAACUGAACCAGCUUUCUGAAGCAGCCGUCCCGAGUGUACAGUUAUUGAACUGAGAAUUUGCUUUCAUGAAAGAUAGAAAGUGAUCUUGAGCAGCCUUGCUGCUAUAAGAAAAAUUACAGUUCCAAUUAAUUACGAGCGUAAGUUCAGAUAGUUAUCGAUAUAUUGGAAUAUAUGACUGAGCAGAUGAAAGCACUUGGAGUUAUUAAAAAGGCAUGCAGUACUGUAACACCAAGGACUAGGCUUUCCGAACAAUCUUUUAAGGUGAAAGGAAAUGGAUGACACCAACCUUUGAACGUUAUAAACUCAUGGUCAUUCAAAUUUCUCCCAUUAACCAUUUAUUGUUCUCUAGGAAGCAAAAAGGGUCAAAAAGAGAAAGUAUUAAUAAAUUUCCCUCAUCUCAUGGCCGUGGAGCUGUUUAAGUGUAUAUUGAAACAUGCGCAAACUUUCACAGUUAAUUCAAAAUCUCUUUUGUAUCACACCAGAUGAUGCGGGGGAAAGCAUUAGAAAUAUUGACUCCGGCAGUGAAAGAGAGAGCAAACCGACUUCAGAUAUUAAAACACCUUCGUUAUUUCGGUCUUAUCUGACGCAAGACGUGAAAUUCAGAAAAGGAAAGCGCCAGGGCUCAUAUCUUGAGGCCUUUUUGAGAGCAGUUAUAGAGGAAAAAUUGCGUUUCCAAAAUCUGUUGGGCUUAUAAUCGGAGAAAAAUAUGUGCAAGCUUUUUUGGAAACUGCAAGUCAUAAGGAUAAUUCUCAGGCAUUGCAAUUACAACAGCCAUAAAAUAAAUUGAAAAUGAAACAUUUACAUACCGUUGAUAAAGGCAAGUCAAUACUUCAUUAGCCGCCAUAACAGCGCCCAAGUCAUUAAGAAACACCCCAUGCACAACUCACUGACAACUACUAUUAAUUACUUUAUAGUUUAUGAGGUAGCUUAGUUUAUUAAUAGUUAAGUAAUGAUGUAAUUGAAUAUGUUUACUCAAAGUUCAUAGAUAUCUCAGUAACAUGUGAAGAUUUACCUCCUGCCUUGUCUUGUCUUUAUUUCAUAUUUGAGGGUAAUUCCCAGAUACAAGGCCCCCGGGGGCGUAUAUGCGCGGGCACUUGUGAAGAGGCCUUUUUGCGUUUCUAAAUUAACUUAUAGGAGGCUUGUAUUUAGAGAGACAUAUAAACGAAAGGGCUUAAUCUUUUUGUGAAUGUUACCGUAUAUUUUGUCUGGUUCAACGUUUAAUUAUUUUUUUUCUUUAAUUUUGUAACUUAUAUCUACUUAUAACAGUACUUGAGCUUCAUUACCCGAGCUAUCUUUGAGGCUGCGAGACUGCGCCUUUGAAAGCGGAAGAAUUAAAAUUUAACUCUUUGUGCAGCUGUAGCUUCGGUUGCACUGAUCUUGCUUUUGAUAUAAGGCUGUAUAUUUUCGUACCAGCAUAUUUUGUGAUAAGUUUCGACCUCUUAUAAUUAAUUAAAUAUUUUCUCAAGUCGGUAUCAUAAAUUACCGCGAAAUGGAGUAACUAUUAAAUCUUCCUUUUUGAAAUAUCCUGGAGAGCUAAAAAAUAAAACUGGAUCCGGAUUAGACUGCGACCAACAAGCUCUCCAAUUCAGUGGCGAGCGAUGCGACUACCGUACCCUGAAAUGUUGAGCUUGUUCGCAGGCUAGAGCCGGAUUCCUGAAGCCGUCCAACCCUGCCUAUAGUUGUUAACAGUUGGCUAUUGUUAUGAGAUAAUACUUCAGAUACACUGUCUUAAUAUACGGAUGGUUUCAUGAAUCAUUUAUACACAAUGAAAUAAAUUUGUAAGCCGUCCAAUGCUGGCUGACUGGAUGACUGUUUGACUGACUGACGGACUGACGGACGGACGGACGGACGGACUCACUUAAUGACUGGCUGAAUGCCUCUCUGACUGGAUCAGAGAUGGAUGGAUGGAUCGAGUGAUCGAUUGAUUGAUUGGUUGAUUGAUUGAUUGAUUGAUUGAUUGACUGAUUGAUUGAUUGACUGAUUGAUUGAUUGAUUGAUUGAUUGAUUGAUUGAUUGAUUGAUUGAUUGAUUGAUUGAUUUACAAGUAGAAAUCAUUCCAUUAUGUUACUUUUUAAAGCCUUUGGACAGAUAACAGAGUCUUACUCAAGAACCUCUUCGGUCCACAAUGGAGACAGACUUUUCUUAAGGUGCACUCAUAGAGAACUGAGCAGGAUUUCCCCUAUAGAGAGAUUAAUAUGGUUCAAAGAUAGUGUCGCGAUCCCAGCAUCAGAUCCGCGGCUUAAUUCGGAAAAUGGCACCCUGACAAUCGAACAAGUGCGUGAAAGUGAUGCAGGCACGUACCGUUGUGAACUGAAAACGUUAGAUAUCUUGAGCAACAGCAGCACGACAAUAAAUGUUAUAGGUAAGCUACUGAAUCUCAAUUUCCUUUUAAGCCCUCAUAUCCUAUAAGCCUCGCACCUCUCUAACGCGCACACCUAUCGUUGGUCUCUAGACUCCUUUAGUCAUCUUCUUUGUCUCUCCAGUAACUCUCGACAAGGCGGACAUUUCCUUAAAGGGAACACCUAAAGAUACUCCCUGCCAUCUUUCAGCCAUCUUCUUUGCCUCUCUAUAAGCCCAGGGGCAGAUCUAGGGGGAGGGUGCAGGGGGUGCGCACCCCCCCCCCCCCCCCCCCCGCCCCCCCGGGGCCUUUUAAAACCACUUUAAUCUCCAAAAAAAAAAAAAAAAAGUAUAUUUUUUUUUUUUUGAGAAGAAAAAAAACAGAACACCACCCCCCAACAAAAAAAAUCUGAUCCACCCCCAGACAGACCUCAUCUUUUAAUAUACUUUUUUCUCACACGUGCGUAGUGUUUUGGGGGGGGGGGGGGGGGGGGGCCCCCCCCCCCCCCCCCCCCGAGAUGACCUGCGGUUUCUAAUACAACUGGUAUUCUGCAAAAAAAAAAACUACGUGGUUUAUUGUUGUUGAAGUAGAGCAAGAGACGAGUGCACCCCCCUCCUAAAAAAAAUCCUGGAUCCGCCCCUGAAGCCAGAUCUAUUUUCAAGAGAUUUUUUCCCAGAGACGGAGUUGACUUUUUUAAUGAUUAAGUAAGGAUUAUCUCUUGAUGAAGUAUUUUACAGCAAUCAGAAAAGUACUUUGGCUGAUGGUUACAACUACCACACUGAGUAAAGUAAAAAGGUCUUAUAAUGAAUUUAAGAGGGGCUGAAAAGAGAUUUUAAUGCAAACUUCUCCUACAAUAUAAGUUAAAUCAAAAGGAAACCGCACUCCGGUUAUAUUCCUUAAAGUGUUUUUUUUCAUCUCUCUCACAGGAAUGGACCCAUUCAAUCCAAGCAGCGUUACACAUACGGUUAUAAAUAUCAGUAGCAGUCCUCCAACAACAUCGUACAACAAGAUUGCAUCGUUACAAAAAGAGGUUUGUUUGCAAAGUGGCCUACCCAAAUGUAAAAUGAUUACUGGCUAACAUAAUACACUGUACGAGCUUUUUUUCCAAAUUCCAGUCACUGUGGUUUUAGUUUGUUUAUGCUUUAAAACUGCGGAAUAAGCAAAGGUCUUCUAACUUUGUUAUUCUCUUUUCUAGGUCAACGUUAUGAGUAGCAGUCCUCCACCACCAACAACAUCGUACAACAAGAUUGCAUCGUUACAAAAAGAGGUUUGUAUAGGACACGUCAUGCUGUUGAAAUCUGUUUGAUGCGGUCACUGUUGGGGAACGACCAAUCGCCCCCUGAGUUAAUACAGGUUAAUACAGGUCUGACAAACAGAAGAGUUACCUUAUCAAGAAAAUAAAGAUAUCAACAAAGCAAAAUUUUUUUCGUCAGGCGACAAAUUUACCUCAAAGUGUUUCUACCUCUUCUUUUGCCAAAAGAAAAGGAGCAAGGGAUCACUCGUCUAUUGUGCCAUGCACAAUGUAUAUAUGUAGCACUAGUGUGGUUCGCCUUCGUUGACAAAAUGGUCCGUAGGCCGCGCGUAAAAGUAGUAUCCACUAUCAUCAGCACGAAGAUAUUGAGAGUCCUUUGUAUAUCAAGCGAAUCACCUUUCUAUUUUUUUCCCGAUCUAGAUUGACGAACUAUCGAAUGGGAACUCCUCGGUAAAUGUAAGCAGUUUUAUAAAUAGUCUCGCAAACGCAACAAAAUCAGGAAAUGAAAUCACACUCACUGCAAAAGAAUUGUCAGCAUCAGUGAAGAUGUUAGUUCAACUUGUAAACUAUAAUUCAUUGGUGAACAACAGUGCAGUUAAUACGACAACAGACCAGCAAAAUAUUGUACAAGUAGCAAGUAAUCUUCUGGAGGAAGAAAAUACCCCCACUUGGUUAUUUCUGGAAGAGGUAUGUGACGUUGUUUUAAUUAUUUAAAACACUGGAGCAGCUAUUUUCUAGCCUGCGUCGCAGACUUAAGGAACAAUGUAUUAGGAAGGGGGGCUGAAAAAUGAGCCUGACAUAGAGUGAUAUUAAGUAGCCCUUCCUCGCAAAAAGACAAGUUAGCCGGCUCUGACUGUGCAGGCUACUAUUUUCAAGAAAUUGCUCUUACUACGUUUUGUUUACAAAUUCUUAGAGUGGCAGUAAUGUAACGGAUAACCUUUUAAAGGCAAUGGACGACUUUGGUUCACAAGUUGGUAGCCAGCUAGACGCGGGUUUGGACAACUCAUCUAACGUGACAAUCUAUACUCGGAAUAUUGUUUUUAGGGUGGAUCUCUUAAAAACUGCAAAAAAGGUAAAAUGAAUAAAAUAGCCUAGUUUGGAGUUAAAGAUUACCGCUGAAUACAAAUAUUAACGACACAUUCAUACAGGGUUAGCCUCGACAUGAAGUAAAACUUUCACAAAUUCCGACAAGUCAUUGAAAUGUUUGAAAUUUGAAAUUCAUCACAAUAGACAGAGUAAUAAACAGGUCUUCGUCUCGUUGGAAUUUGUAAAUACAUUUACUUUAGAUGGAGGCUAAGCCUGUAAAAUUUGCGUCUUAUUCACCUCUUUUAUUCAGCGGUCAAAGCGAUCUCAAAACUGGACUAUGAGUCAUGGACUAGAAUUACUUUUCGCAUUUGAGGAGCAAGGAUGGAGCAGGGGUGAGAGUACUCGUCUCCCACUAAUUAAUGUGACCCGGGUUCAAAUCCCGGCGUCGACCCCAUAUGUGGGUUGAGUUUGUUGUUGGUUCUCUCCCUUGCGCUGAGAAGUUUUUCAUCGGGUACUCCGGUUUUCCCCUCUCCUUAAAAACCACUGAACACUUCCCACUUCCAAUUCGACCUGGAACGUACGGACACGUUUAAAUGAGUUAAUAAAAAGUGCUUCGUGGGUAAACAAAUUACAAGUUACAAAUUUGUAUCAUGAUAUAUUUGAGCAAGAGAGAACAUUCUCUCUUGAUUGGAAACAUUAUAUUCUCUUGGUUGGAAACAUUAUUUCUCCUCUGUUUGGAGCAACACCACCCAAUCUAAUCUGGACAAACUCCAAGGUGUACAUAAUUUCGCCUGUAGAAUUGUGAGCGGGGCUGGAAAAUUUGACCACAUCACUUGCGCUGGCUCCCAGUCAAGCAACAGCUAUAAUUUCGACUUGCUGUUUUAAUAGUUAAGUGCAUGACUGGGUGUGCUCCAGCGUACUUAACAUCAAAGUUCGUAAAAAAUAGGCCGUUUUGACAAGGACAACCAGGAACUCAGAAAUGUUGAGAAUAUCACUCUUCCUCACUGCUAGUGGCCAAAGGUCCUUCGAAUAUAGAGCGACAUCCCUUUGGGAUAAGUUGCAACCAGAGCUCAAGCUAAGCAAAUCCGUUAAAAGUUUUAAGCGUCAACUUAGACGACUUCUUCUGGACGCCUCCUUCAGCUAUCAGUUAGUUAAUUAUUUUUCGUGUUUUAGCUUUCUGUGUUUAAUAUUAUUACAACUGUAACACUGACUCUUAAAAGUCCUGUGGGGACGAGCCAAUAAAUAUGUAUGUAUGUAUAUUUAUAAUGUUCUCCAAUCUCUCUACGUGGAUUAGAAUUUUCAAUUUUUUUAAUAUAAUUAAAACUUUGUUCUCCUCUGACCGCGCAUGAACAGACCAGUCUUGAGUUGUUAUUGGUAUGGAGGCCAAUUUGUUAAGCCCUUUUUUUAAUGCAAAUUCUGCGCAAAAAAAUUUAUAUAACUAAUUGUCUUAACUUCCAACAUGGCCGCCAUCCUACUCACAUGGUUCUAAACCAAAACUCUACAAGAGAGACGUAUUGACUCCUAAUCAGUCAAAACUCCUGAAUGAUAAUCACAAAGCUCCCAUUUUCAUGUUUCACCCGUUGUCAAAAACCAACUGUAUUGUCAUGGUUUCGUUCACAUAACUUUUAAAAUUAGUUCUUCUUUGCAUUGUCUCUUGAGAGGAAAGCCCCAAUUCUGCAUUGAUAUUUCAUUUUAUUUUUUUCAGCUCAGCGUUAACUUCUCCCAGCACGGCGCAGAGAUAUUUGUUCCUGGUGAAGUGUUCGCCUCAAAUUCAGCAACUAAAGCUUCCACCAUUGUCUACAAGACUCUCAACAAUAUCUUAACACUUAAAAAGGAAGAUGCAAAGAACGAAGAAAAGAAUGGAAAGACAAAAUUCAAGAGUGGCUCAAACAUUGUUUCUGCCACAAUUCUUCCGCGUCCUGUCAGUCCGAUGAAAAAACCAAUCAAGUUUGUUUUUCAUCACAAGAACAAGGCAAGUUAUCAGACAGCAAAAAAACUGAGAAAAGAUGUCAUUUUUAUGUCCUUUAUCCGCAAGUCCUUGAGUCCAAGCGGUGGCUUUAAUUUAUUCAUUGUUUAUCACUUUUUCCAUCACUUUUAACACCCUAGCACAAGUCCAACUAGCAGUUUCCUUUCUUCAACUCUUCUCAGCUUCUAUCCGGUGUCCAUAAAGAUGGAAAAUGAAUGAUGUAACUGAUCAGGAAGUAAACUGUCUUUUUGAUUACAGAGUGAAGAUGUUAUUGGAAGCUGUGUAUUCUGGCAAAUAGGACUUCCGCAGAGAACGUGGUUAACUCGUGGAUGCGUGCGUGUGGAACACGAAUCAAGUGCGCGAGUAACCACAUGCGAGUGUGAUCACCUGACAGUCUUCGCAGUGUUAAUGAACAACAAACCGGUAAAAAUAAUUAUUUUGUAUUCUCCUGUAACUCCGAGAAUAUCAUGAUGAGUAAAUAAAAAUAUUUAUAUUGCAGCUUUUUUGCUGCAACCGAACUUAUCUUUUUUAGAAAUUCAGUUAAUAUCUUCAUUUAUCUUUUUGUCAUUAACGUUGUCUACUGCAUUUCAUUCACGAUUAUACCCCGCUGGUUCUUUCUAAGGACGAGUUUGUGUCACAAUGAAGCCCAUAUCAACGGUUACAGGCUGUGACCAUGUAGCUCAGCCAGUUGAACGCCUUGAGCUGAUCGAAGGUUCUUGGCAAAGUGGACUACCCAAAUGUCACUUUUACUGGCUAACAUAAUACAAGCUUUUUUUCUAAAUUCUGGUGGCGUUAGUUUGUUCUUGCUUUAAAACCGCGGAAUAAGCAAAGGUCUGCUCGACUACACCAAAAUUAGUACUGGUUACAUGAUGUACUAUCAGACAGUACCAACAGCGGUUCUCAAUGUGCUGUGGCAGUACUAAUAAAUAGAUUUGCUGUUCAUAAUUAUUGUUCAUUUAUCUUCUAACUUUGUUAUUCUCUUUUCUAGGUCAAAGUUCAUCACGAACUGUACUUGAAGUCUAUCGCCAUCAUAGGCUGCGCAUGCUCUUUGCUGUUUCUACUGCUGACCUUCAUGUUAAUGGCAUGGUUUUGGAAGUAUUUAAAGAGCCCGAGAGUGAAAAUGAUAUUACAUUUGUGCCUUCCUAUUGCUGCGACUUGUAUUUUAAUCAUUAUCAAUGAGAACUACCACCUGGAGGAGGUAAAUAUUUAUAUCUCAAGUAUUGUUUACCAGGAUAAGACUGGUACCAUCCUCUUACUCACAUAUUUGCUUAAAAAAAUUAAAGGCUAUUCCAAACUUUCCCGAAAUUUCUGCAUUUAGUCUUUACCAUAUGAACCAAAAUCCUUCACCAUCCUUCUUCAAAAUCCUUUACCAAUCAAAGAGACAAAGAGGUUUUUUAAAAAUGUUAUGUUGAACUCAUUGUAAUAUAUUUAUUGUUCCUUCUUCAGUUUCGGGUUGGUCUCUACUGUUGCAGAUGAUGCGAUCUCCAGAUGACGUAAUACAAAACAUUAAACAAGCACUACACAACACUCACACCACAUCACAAAGCGUUACCAACAAUCUACAACACCGAGAAAGACUCAACACCCCAAUUGGCUAUUUGGAAGACUUUUUUCAGACACCGACUACAUCUCUUUCUCUUCUUUUUUUUUUUUGUGCCCCAAGAAUUAUUACUUGGCACCAAUAAAGACGAAACAAAAAAAAACGGAAAAAAUCAUCGUUUCUUGCUCAUAGUAGUAAGCCUUGGAUAUCUUCUUUCUCGGUGGCAUCACCUCAUUUUGUUUCCCUAGCGACUGAUCAUCUAAUUACAAUAGCGGCUGCUGUUGUUAUAAGAAUCAGAUUGAACCUAAGAUCCUUUAACCCUGGCCUUUAAGCUCCAAUAUACAAAUACAAUUUAAUGUUCUCCAGAAUCAUUGAGAGAAUUUGAUAAAAUAUCUAAACAUUUUUCCUUUGGUGAUAGAUUUAUCGAUUCUCAUAGCUGAUGAUGCAUUGAUAUUGCUAUUGGAGAACUCUGUUUCCUUUAAGCCAGGCAAGAACGAAAGACGCACGAGGAGGAACAAAUAGGCGGUCACUCUGGGAUUUAACGGGUUAACAGUCACUUUAUAUUUGUUACUUGACAGGCUUGGUGUACAGCCAUGGCGGCGUUACUUCAUUAUUUUCUCCUGUGUGUGUUUACAUGGAUGUUCAACCAUGGGGUCCUGCUUUAUUUACUCAUCAUAAAAACGGAACUGAGAGAUAACAUUCAUUCAAAGAUGAAGUGGUUUUACACUUUUGGAUGGGGUAAGAGAAACGUUAACGUCAAUUUGCGUCAUCACACCCUUUUCCACAGAGGCUCGACGGAACAUUAUUGGAUUUCCGCUGUGCGAAGUAAAUGAAGACGCGAAAACUGAAAGAUGGAGCCUGCCACCUCACUCAAAAAAGCCUCUUUGAGCUUCUGUGGAGAAAAUACAGGCUGUCAUAUUGUAUAUGUUCUUCGGCUAUAUUGCUAAUUCUCUGUAUCAUAGGAAGGCGGUAAACAGCAGAAAAGCAUUUCUCACCAGCACAUCCAACGUCCCUCUGUCCUUUGCUUUCAAAUUUUAUGGAAUGCAGAGACGUCUAAAUAACGUGGCCGGGUGCAUAACUAUAAGAAAUACAUGUUGCGUUCUCUUUCAAACUGAAAUUAUUAGAAACAGUGUUUGCUAAACCUGAUAAAACGUUGGUCGUGGGGUACGAGAGAACCAAGAUAGACUGGAAUUGUUUCCAUUAUUCUCUCUUGAGAGACCUUAGUUAAUUUUCGGUGAGAAAGUAAGUGAACAAAAGGAAAGAAAAAACAGUGAAGUUUAACGUUAUUUAAAUCUUGAUUGUAAAGCAAAGGUUUUCUCUAUUUAAUGGAGAAAUUGUUUUCUCCAGUGUAUGUCAGUAAGUUACGAGAUAUACUUAACAAUUCGACAACAAUUUUCCAUGGUGUACUGUAUACUCUCAUCGACCAUAGUAAUAACGUCAACAUGUUCAAAACUCACUGUGGAACCACCACCCGCAGGCGAGUGGUGUCACUGCAAAGAGUUUGAACAUUUUGACGUCAUUCCUUUGGUCGAUAGGUGUAUAGACCAUAGGAAAUCGUUGUUGAUUUGUUUCUUAACAUUUACAGUUUUUUACGCCAACUGCCAUUAUGUGCCAUUGAGGUUUUUUUUUUCGUGAAAGCUCGCGCGCAAGAAAAACAAAUAGCUUCACCAUCACGUAAUUUCCUUAGUCUGUACUUUUUUAAUUACCAUCAUAGCUCUCAACCAAUCAGAGCUAGAAAUCGCUCAGAUAUUUUAAAAUGUCCUUCGUUUCAGGUUUCCCUUGCACAGUAGUGGGAAUGUCCCUUAUAGUAACUGGUAUCGACAAAUAUGUAGCUGAAAACUGCUGGCUGACAUUAGAACAUAACAUUCUUUAUUGUGCCUUUGUCGCUCCGGCUGCUAUGAUUAUUUUGGUAAGUAUUCUUUCUUAAAGAUCCUAUUUCCCUUUUUUGGCUCUAUUUCUUUUAUUUUGCGAAGUUUACUAAGUGUAAAAAUUCAGUUGGUCGACUCUUAUAAGGCGAAAACUGCUUAUGAGCAUUGACACUCGCCUCUGAAUGAGAUCAUCGAUGGAGGUUGUUGUUGAUCCCUGGGACCAGGCCAAUACUCAGGAGCCUUCACAAUCCGAUGAAAAACCUUCAAGGAGCAACCGUUUUGCCCUAAACAUGUUAAGGUACCUUAAAUUUCUUUUUAAAAAAAGCAUCAAUUUAUACCAUUAUUAUUCUGUAUUUGUUUCAGGUCAACUCUAUUUUGUUCAUCACUUUGCUUUGUCGAAUAAAUAGAGUGUCAAAGUUCAGAGAAUCCAUGACACGUGCUCAACACGUGAAGGCGUGGCUGAGGAGGUCCCUAAUUCUUCUGCCAGUCCUGGGAAUAACGUGGUCUUUUGGCCUUUUAACGUUUAUCUCGUCUACUAUUGUCUUUCAUUAUUUGUUCACAAUUUUUAACUCUUUGCAAGGAUUUGUCAUCUUUUUCAACUUUUGCGUUCUGGACUCUGAGGUAGGUUUUUUGGUUAUCCUAGUCACUACUGUCAAUUUAGACUCCAGUUUCGUCGUUUUUUCUGUUGAAAUCUUCAAGGAGGGGAGCGCGCGAGGCGCCCGAGUUUCAGCCGUGAGGCCUAGUGUUUCCUGAGUCUCGGCAUAUGCCGUUUCUCAUUACCCCUCGGACUAGACCUUGACCUGUGCAAAAAACCCUGCUAUUUUGCAGUCUACAGUGCGACUACUAUAACCUGGGCCACCUAGACCACAGGCGGCCCAAAUUCUGUGUGGGUUCGUUGGACUUUGAAUUUAUAAGAAAAUGUAUGAAAAUAAAAAUACGUCCUAAUUCCAUUUAAAAUGACUCACCUUGUGUUUUUGUUUUGAUUUUUAGUGUCUCUUUGCUUCUAGAGCCAUUUAAAAGCCAUUUUAUCGACGUUUAAUAUUUGAGUUGCACUACUACGUCGAUAAAACGGCUUCCAAAUGGUUCUAGAAGCGGGAGACAGUAAAAAACAGAACAAAAACACAAGGUGAGUCAUUUUUAUUUCUAUUUUUUGGAGCUUGUUCUCUUAAAUUUGUGUAUUCAGUGUUUGACUGAGUUUCUCAAAAUAAGAAACUGUUUCAAAAUUGUAGGCUUAAACAGGUUCUUGAUGUUAAAGGGAUCUAAAUGGACAAUCUUAGCAUAACAGGCUUUUAACAUUUAGGUUCUUAUACGCGGGUUUUUACUGUACCGAAAGUGGCCUACUAAUAAUUUACUUUGCAAUUUAACCAUUUUCUUGCAGGUCAGAGCUCGUGUAGUUGGGGCUUUGUGUAAAAAGAAACAUACAUCCGCUGGAUGCGUCAGAAACAAAGCUGUAGCAGAACCAAUCAGUAUUGAGGAUAACGUCCACAAAAAUAAUAAUCUGCAAGCUCCAGCAGGUAAAUAAAUCACCGAAAGUCGUCUUCAGUUUUAGUCCUUGGUAAUUACUUCAUUUCACGAGCUGAAUCAAGCAUUAUACCUCUGGUCCAACAAAACCUUAGGUCUUCUUUAAUAACCCGGGAAAAACGCGUGCAGACUGGGGAGAGAGGAUCAGGCGCUUCUUGGGAUGAGCACGACUGAUCGUAUUCCUGAAUAGCAAUACGCAGAAAUGUUAUAACAAAUAUCUUUUAGCCUUAUUCUGGGAUCACAAUGGAAUGCUACAUACAUCUUAAUAUUUUAUUUCAACCAAAUUUCUGUAUUCUAAGUUGCAAUAUAUGCCUAAAUUACUUUUUCCGGAAUACGGUCAGUCGACCACGCCCUUAUUUUUGGGUGCCAAUGACCGACUACUACCUGAGAGCCUAGGACAAGCGACCUUUGACGGGUUGGGGCGACUAAGGCCAAAUUUUCAAAUCCCAAGUAAGCCAUGCCUAAGGCUCAAAUUAGUGUAAAAAAAUAUUUGCUGUCCUAAAAAUAUGUAAGGUCUUAGGAAACCUUUUCAGUCAACCCAAAAAAGUUCUUGGAACGCAAAUUUUUUUGCAAAUUUUCUUUACCAAGAAACACUUUGCUUAAUACUGUGAGAAGUAACAUUAUUGUUUGUCUUUAUUCAGUCAUAUUCCUGACAGCUGUCCCAGCAAGGAUUCAGGGAAUUGAAAACAAGCGAUUUUUCAGCACGGAUGAAAACCAACUGACGCUGGAAAGACAAGACCCAAAACUACAAACGUGGAUGACGAAAUCAUAUCUCUGA
Messenger RNA from Porites evermanni, 12644 nucleotides. NCBI's taxonomy places the organism in Eukaryota, Metazoa, Cnidaria, Anthozoa, Scleractinia, Poritidae. The record is from the annotation of a GenBank genome assembly.